GAGCACGACUUUCCAUUCCACCACAGAGCUCACACAAUUCCUCAUCUACUUGUCUUCUCCAAAUCCCUGCAAACCCACAAUCUCGUAGCUAGGUACUCCGAUCUUGUUCCAGCUAUGGUUUCCGGGUUCCAGAUCUUGUCCAUUGCCAUCGCGGUUCUCGCCUCGCUCCUUUGCCCUUGCGCGUCGUCCAUCGAGUUCCACCGCAAACUCUCCAGUUGGUCGAGCGCCGGCGCUACAUGGUACGGCGCCGCUAAUGGCGCCGGAAGUGAUGGUGGUGCGUGUGGGUACAAGGGUGCCGUCGACCAGGCACCGUUCUCGUCCAUGAUCGCCGCCGGUGGCCCUUCAAUCUACGGCUCUGGCCUGGGCUGUGGCUCUUGCUACCAGGUGAAGUGCAGUGGCAAUGACGCCUGCUCGGGCAGCGUGGUGACUGUGGUGAUCACGGACGAGUGUGCCGGCGGCCCUUGCUUGAAUGAGCCGCACUUCGAUCUGAGCGGGACGGCGUUCGGUGCCAUGGCGAAGCCCGGGCAGGCCGACCAGCUCCGCGGCGCCGGCGUGCUCCAAAUCCAGUACACCCGCGUGCCGUGCAGCUGGGCCGGAGCGGAGCUGACAUUCGUGGUGGACGCCGGCUCGAACCCGCACUACUUCGCCGUGCUCGUCCAGUACCAGAACGGCGACGGCGACCUCUCGGGCGUCGAGCUCAUGCAGGGCGGCGCCGGCGGGGCGGCGUGGACGCCGAUGCAGCACUCGUGGGGUGCCGUCUGGAAGCUCGACGCCGGGUCGGCACUGCAGGCGCCGCUCUCCCUCCGCCUGACCUCCAGCUCCGGGAAGAAGCUCGUCGCCAGCAACGUCAUCCCCGUUGGGUGGAAGGCCGGCGCCGCGUACCAGUCCGCGGUUAACUACCCCAUCGAUCGGCCUAACUGUGACUUAAGAGUUCAGACAGAAUCACAAUCAAUGGCUAGUCCAGGCAGUGCGCUACCCACGACAGUGAUCCUCAUCCUGUCAAUCCUAUCACUUCUUGUAAGCUCCAUCUCUUGCUGGUCCUCGGGCGGCGCGACGUGGUACGGGAGCCCUUACGGCGCCGGCAGCGACGGUGGCGCGUGUGGUUAUCAAGGCGCCGUCGGCCAGCGCCCGUUCUCGUCGAUGAUCGCCGCCGGGGGACCCUCCUUCUUCAAGAACGGCAAAGGCUGCGGCGCAUGCUAUCAGGUCAAGUGCACGGGUAACAGGGCCUGCUCCGGUCGCCCAGUGAAGGUCGUCAUCACCGACUCCUGCCCCGGCGGCGUCUGCGCCAGGGAGGCGCACUUCGACAUGAGCGGCACCGCCUUCGGCGCCAUGGCCAACCCCGGGAUGGCCGACCGCCUCCGUUCUGCCGGAGAACUCAGGAUCCACUACGCCAGGGUGCCGUGCAAGUAUAACGGCAUGAACGUGGCGUUCAAGGUGGACGCGGGGUCCAACCCGUACUACCUCGCCGUGCUGGUGAUGUACCAGGCGGGCGACGGGGACCUGUCCUCCGUGGAGAUCAUGCAGGGCGGCUGCAGGGCCGGCCAGCACGGCAGGAACGGGGAGCCGUGGAGGAGGAUGCAGCAGUCGUGGGGCGCCACGUGGUUCCUCAACUCCAACGACGGGAAGCCCCUGCGCGCCCCGUUCUCGUUCCGGCUCACCUCGGGCUCCGGCAAGGUGCUCGAAGUCACCAACGCCAUCCCCGCCGGAUGGCGAGCCGGGACGUCCUACCGCUCCUCGGUCAACUACGCCUCGUAACUCGUAAGACGGCUGGUGCUGGCUGAUCUUCGAGUGUUUUAGAUCUGUAGCUCUGCAGCUCUGCCGUUUGUGAUGUGAGCUCUUGCCGUGUCAAAGGAACUCGGCAUGUGCGUCCGGGAAUUGUGAGCGGCCGCGUUAAUUAGAAGAGGAGGAGGGUCGACAAGUGUUUUGUAACGCCUGCUCCUCCAAGCCUCUCCACACGGCCACUGGCUUGCAGUUAUUUCCUAGUGAUGUGUCUUCUUUUCUAUGUAUGCGACCUCGCAAACUGUUAGUCACAACCAAUAGAUGUGAUUUUUGUCCGUUUAA
Molecule: messenger RNA, 2061 nt
Organism: Brachypodium distachyon (stiff brome)
Lineage: Eukaryota; Viridiplantae; Streptophyta; Magnoliopsida; Poales; Poaceae
Exons: 7
Coding region: 115-1755 (546 amino acids)
Biological process (GO): sexual reproduction
Cellular component (GO): extracellular region
Source: RefSeq, a predicted model, not a curated record